Chelonia mydas (Green sea turtle) is the source of this 4828-nucleotide messenger RNA. RefSeq names its product trafficking protein particle complex subunit 8 (gene TRAPPC8). NCBI's taxonomy places the organism in Eukaryota, Metazoa, Chordata, Testudines, Cheloniidae. The record is from RefSeq and is a predicted model, not a curated record. The coding region runs from base 220 to 4509 and encodes 1429 amino acids. The transcript has 29 exons. Gene Ontology annotation, molecular function: protein binding. Gene Ontology annotation, cellular component: phagophore assembly site; TRAPPIII protein complex; cytoplasmic vesicle. Gene Ontology annotation, biological process: endoplasmic reticulum to Golgi vesicle-mediated transport; protein localization to phagophore assembly site.
GCGGAGGCUGCCGGGAUCGGGCUGUAGUCUCGGUUCAGGCUCAAUAUGGCGGCUCCGCGGGAGCGCUGAGGAGCCGGCGGGGUAGAUUUGGUGGCGCUUGGGGUGCGUGGGGCCCUGCUCCGGCCGGAACGCGUGAGCGGUUCGGGGCUGAGGGAGGAGGUUGCGGCGGCGGCGGCCGGGAGAGCGGCUGCGGAGCGGCGCGGGGCCUGCGGCGGGGAGAUGGCCCAGUGCGUGCAGUCGGUGCAGGAGUUCAUCCAGGACUCGUUCGUGCCCUUGGUGGCCGCGCUGUGCAGCGAGGAGGCGGAGAGACUCACCCGCAAGAACAACCUGGGCUUCUCCGAGCUGGUGAAGCCCUUCUGCCGCCUCACCUCGGAAGUUCACAUGAGAGAUCCUAACAACCAGCUUCACGUAAUUAAAAACUUGAAAAUUGCUGUCAACAACAUUAUUACCCACUCACCUCAGCCAGGAGGCAUUCGGAAGCUUCUAAAUGAUGUUGUAUCUGUCAGUCAACCAGCUGAAGGAUUAGUAGCUAAUGUGAUUACUGCAGGAGAUUAUGAUCUCAACAUUAGUGCUACUACUCCGUGGUUUGAGUCUUACAGAGAGAGCUUUCUUCAGUCCAUGCCUGCAUCAGAUCAUGAAUUCCUAAACCACUAUGUAGCAUGUAUGCUUGUAGUUUCUUCUGGUGAACCUGAACCUGUGGAGCAAUUUCUGAAGCUGUCACAAGAGCAGCAUAGAAUUCAGCACAGCAGCGAAUAUGCAUAUCCAAAAUGGUUUAUACCAAACACACUCAAAUAUUAUGUAUUGCUGCAUGAUGUAAGUGCAGGAGAGGAACAAAGAGCUGAUUCAGUAUAUGAAGAAAUGAAGCAGAGAUAUGGAACUCAGGGUUGCUAUUUACUUAAAAUAAAUUCUCGAGGAUCUAACAGGGGAGCAGAUGAACAAAUACCAGAUCCUUGGAGUCAGUAUCUCCAGAAAAACAGUAUCCAAACCCAGGAAUCUUAUGAUGAUGGUCCAUAUACUGUAAUUUCAAAUAAGAAUGCUGACCACUUAAUAUCUGAUGGCUUAGAUAAUGACAUCCAAGAUGGUUUAUCAAAUAACUUUAAGGCUCACCCUCUUCAACUGGAUCAUCUCAGUGAUACUAGUACCAGUUUUGAUGCCACUGAGUACAUAAAGACGACUACUUCGCUGCAUGAAUCAAAGAAGGCCAGUUCUGGGACUCCUCAUGGUACAUGUUUAACGCUCACAGAUCAUGAUCGAAUUAGACAAUUCAUACAGGAGUUCACAUUUAGGGGGCUUUUGCCACAUAUAGAGAAAACAAUUCGACAGCUUAAUGAUCAGUUAAUAUCCAGGAAAGGUUUGAGUCGAUCACUAUUUUCUGCAACAAAAAAAUGGUUUAGUGGCAGUAAAGUUCCAGAGAAAAGCAUAAAUGAGCUAAAAAAUACAUCUGGCUUGUUGUAUCCCCCAGAAGCACCAGAGCUUCAAAUCAGGAAAAUGGCAGACUUGUGUUUCUUGGUCCAACACUACGAACUGGCGUAUAGUUGCUAUCAUACAGCAAAGAAAGACUUUUUGAAUGAUCAAGCAAUGCUUUAUGCAGCUGGAGCACUGGAAAUGGCAGCAGUAUCUGCUUUUCUUCAGCCUGGGGCGCCUAGACCGUAUCCUGCUCAUUAUAUGGAUACAGCAAUUCAAACAUAUAGGGAUAUCUCAAGUAGGAACAUGAUGCUGGCUGAGAGAUGUGUGCUGCUUAGUGCUGAAAUUUUAAAAAGCCAGAGCAAAUAUUCAGACGCUGCUGCUCUUCUGAUACGUUUAACCAGUGAGGAUUCUGACCUUCGCAGUGCCCUUCUGUUGGAGCAGGCUGCACAUUGCUUUAUAAACAUGAAAAGUCCUAUGGUUAGAAAGUUUGCCUUUCAUAUGAUAUUGGCUGGCCAUAGGUACAGCAAAGCAGGACAGAAGAAACAUGCCUUGCGUUGUUAUUGUCAAGCCAUGCAAGUUUACAAAGGGAAAGGUUGGUCUCUUGCAGAGGAUCAUAUUAACUUCACUAUUGGUCGUCAGUCUUUUACUCUUCGUCAACUUGAUAAUGCUGUGUCUGCCUUCAGGCAUAUUUUGAUCAAUGACAGCAAACAACCUGCUGCUCAACAAGGGACCUUCCUCAGAGAAUACCUUUAUGUUUACAAGAAUGUAACUCAGCUAUCACCCGAUGGCCCUUUACCACAACUUCCUUUACCAUAUAUUAACAAUUCUGCAACACGAGUAUUCUUUGGACAUGAUCGACGACCAGCAGAAGGUGAAAAGCAGGCAGCGACACAUAUAAGUCUUGAUCAGGAAUAUGAUUGUGAAUCUUCUCACCAAUGGAAGGAGCUUGAAGAACAGGUUGUGGCUGUGGUUAACAAAGGAAUAAUACCAUCAAACUUUCAACCGACGCAGUAUUGUUUGAACAGCUAUUCAGAUAACUCCAAGUUUCCACUUGCUGUAGUAGAAGAACCAGUAACAGUGGAAGUAGCCUUUAGAAACCCAUUGAAGGUUCCACUUUUGUUGACUGAUCUAUCGUUGCUUUGGAAAUUCCAACCUAAAGAUUUCAGUGCAAAGCAUAAUGGAGAAACAAAAGAGUUGGCAUGUGGAAAUGACAUGAUAGGAGCUGAAGUAAUAGCUGAGUUCUUAAUUAAUAGCGAAGAGACAAAAAUGGCAAGACUAAAGCUCUUUCCCCAUCAAACAGGGGAGCUACAUAUUCUGGGAGUCGUUUACAAUCUUGGCACUAUUCAGGGUACUAUGAUGUUAGAUGGGAUUGAUCCUUCUAUUGGAUUGCAAUCAGGAAAAUUUGUUUAUAAUGGGAUGUCUGUACGAGGACGACAGGACUUAGAAAUUCAGGGCCCUCGACUUAAUAAUACAAAAGAAGAAAAAACAUCCAUUAAAUAUGGACCAGAUCGACGUUUAGAUCCUAUCAUAACUGAGGAAAUGCCCUUGUUGGAGGUGUUCUUUAUAAAUUUUCCUACGGGGCUGCUCUGUGGAGAAAUCAGAAAAGCAUAUGUAGAAUUUGUGAAUGUGAGCAAGUGUCCUCUUACUGCAUUGAAGGUUGUAUCAAAACAUCCAGAAUUUUUUACUUUUGGUGGAAAUACUGCUGUUUUAACACCACUGAGUCCCUCAGCUUCUGAAAACUGUAGUGCUUACAAGACUGUUGUGACAGAUUCUACCUCUGUAUGUACAGCACUGAUGUCAUCAGCUUCUUCUGUAAACUUUGGGGUUGGCACAGGAAGUCAGCCAGAGGUGAUACAUGUCCCACUUCCUGACUCUGUCCUCCUCCCUGGGGCUUCAGUCCAGCUGCCAAUGUGGUUACAUGGACCAGAUGAAGAAGGGGUUCAUGAAAUAAACUUUUUGUUUUACUAUGAAAGUAUUAAAAAACACUCAAAAAUGUGUCAUAGAGUAUUAAGACACACUGCAGUUAUUUGUACCAGCCGAUCUUUGAAUGUUCGAGCUACUGUCUGCAGAAGUAAUGCCCUUGAGGAUGAAGGCAAAGGGGACAAUAUGCUGGUAUUUGUGGAUGUGGAAAAUAUCAAUACUAGUGAAGCUGGGGUUAAAGAAUUUCAUAUAGUACAAGUAUCAAGUAACAGCAAGCACUGGAAGUUGCAGAAAGCUGUAAAUCUUUCUGAAGACAAAGAUUAUAAACUUGCCAGUAGAGAGAGAGGAAAGCUAUGCUUUAAAGCAGUAAGAUGCAAAAACUCUGGAGAAAAUUACACAUUUGCAGACAUUGUCUUUGGAAAUGAGCAGAUAAUCAGUUCAGCUAGUCCGUGUGCAGACUUUUUUUUCCGAAGCUUAUCCUCUGAAUUAAAAAGAACACACACACAAUCGAAUAUGUUUCAAGGAGCUGUGAAACAGUCAUUUGAUGAGGCAGUCAGAUUGAUACAAAAAUGUAGUAAGGUGGAUUUGAAUAUUGUUGUUCUCUGGAAGGCGUAUGUUGUGGAAGACAACAAGCAGCUUAUUUUAGAAGGCCAGCAUCAUAUUCUUCUUCACACAGUAGGGAAGGAGGCUUUUUCCUUUCCUCAAAAGCAGGAAUCACCAGAAAUGGUUUUCUUAAAGUUUUUUCGACCAGAAAGCUCUUCACUACCCACAAGACCAACACCAGACCAGCUUUCUAACCUUAUCAAGACUAGUCUUCAUUAUCCAGAGUCCUUUAAUCACUCAUUUCAUCAAAAAAGCCUUUGUUUAGUACCUGUCACUCUUCUACUUUCCAAUUGUUCUGAGGCUGAUGUUGAUGUAAUAAUUGACUUGCGGCAUAAAACAACAAGUCCAGAAGCACUAGAAAUCCAUGGUUCUUUCACGUGGCUUGGACAAACACAGUACAAACUUCAGCUUAAAAACCAGGAGGUCUGUAGCUUGCAGUUGAAAGCUUGCUUUGUUCGUACAGGAGUCUAUAAUCUUGGAACUCACAGAGUAUUUGCCAAGUUAGCAGACCAGGUUACUUUGUUUGAAACAAGUCAGCAGAACUCCAUGCCAGCACUGAUCAUCAUCAAUAACAUUUGACCAAUUACCGGAAAGAUCAUACUAAAAACCAAAAGAAUCUGAUUUUUCUUAUUCUGCGGAUUGACAUUUAUUCCAGUUUUGGAAUGUGUUACCCCAACAUCUAACUUACAAAAGAUCGUGUAGGAGACAAUAGCAAAAUAUUCAGACUACUUGCCAAUUUGUUUCUUAAUGCAAAGUACGUUGGACAGAAAAUGCAUAUAUCCUUUUUAAUGUCUCUUGCAUCUCUGGUAAUUUAUACUCAUAACACUGAACUAAAAUACUCCUUAUAAAACUGUUUGAAUUUACUUGUGAAUCCCAGGCCCUGUCCAAAUAAUAAUAA